CCGCGGUGGCUUCCUGCGCCUCUAUCUGCAUCCGGGUCUGUGGGAUUUGCGCCCCGCUGGCCGGCCGGGGUCGCUCGAGGGUGGUCGGGUGUUGGCUGUUCCCUCUGUUCCGGCGUCGGAGGAGUUGGUGGGUCAGCCGGUUUGAACUUCUUGUUCUGGAAGCUGUGCAUCACCAUAAUGAGGCUUGUAAUUCUUGAUAACUAUGACUUGGCUAGUGAAUGGGCAGCCAAAUACAUCUGUAAUCGCAUCAUCCAGUUCAAACCUGGACAGGACAGAUAUUUUACACUGGGUUUACCAACAGGGAGUACACCUUUAGGAUGCUAUAAAAAACUAAUAGAGUAUCAUAAGAAUGGACACCUUUCUUUUAAAUAUGUGAAGACCUUUAAUAUGGAUGAAUAUGUAGGUCUUCCGAGAAAUCAUCCUGAAAGCUACCAUUCUUAUAUGUGGAAUAAUUUUUUUAAGCAUAUUGAUAUAGAUCCUAAUAAUGCACAUAUCCUUGAUGGGAAUGCUGCAGAUUUACAAGCAGAAUGUGAUGCCUUUGAAAAGAAAAUAAAGGAAGCUGGAGGAAUAGAUCUUUUUGUUGGCGGAAUUGGUCCAGAUGGUCAUAUUGCCUUCAAUGAGCCGGGAUCCAGUUUAGUGUCAAGGACAAGAUUAAAGACUCUAGCAAUGGAUACCAUUUUGGCAAAUGCCAAAUAUUUUGAUGGAGAUUUAUCAAAAGUGCCAACUAUGGCUCUCACUGUUGGUGUGGGGACAGUGAUGGAUGCUAGAGAAGUAAUGAUCCUCAUAACAGGGGCACACAAGGCAUUUGCCCUGUACAAAGCAAUCGAAGAAGGAGUCAAUCACAUGUGGACUGUUUCCGCUUUCCAGCAGCAUCCUCGAACCAUUUUUGUAUGUGAUGAAGAUGCUACUUUAGAAUUAAGAGUUAAAACUGUGAAAUACUUUAAAGGUCUAAUGCAUGUGCACAAUAAACUUGUGGAUCCACUAUACAGUAUGAAAGAAGGAAAUUGAAGGAGAUUGGAGCAAAAUUCUGCUUGAAUGAACUGAGCACUUUUUUCUAAGUAGUAGAUGAAUUUUCAGCUAUGCAAUAUGGCAAAACUUGGGAAAUUUUGAAGACUGUCAUUUUUUCAUUCAUAUAUCUAUGUUAAACAUUCCAUAUUUUGAAUAUUUAUAUCUUGUACUACAAUUUAAGAAAAGUAGCUGGCUCUCAAGAUUGACUGGCUAUUUAUUGUAAAGUACUGAAGUCACAUAGCCACAUAUAAAACAGCAUAGAAAUGUCUUGCCUGUUUAAAAAGUCAUCUUAGAGGUAGAGUGUACACAUCAGGUAUCAUUUUGUGAUAUGACUCCAGUGGUGGCAUAUAUUUUCAUUUUUUUAAUGACAGGAACACACUCCAGAUCUUUCAGAUGGCAAACUCAUUGCAGAUCUUCACUUUUGGAAUGUGAUCUUUAUAUUUUCUGUGCAUUACACACAUGCUUUUCUGCACGUGGUUGCCUUAGUCAUCUUCCUACAGCACCAUCUAGACAUCAAAAAUUGUGCUAUAUAUUGUUGGUAAAGGAAAUUUGAAGAGAUGACAGUGCCUAAAAGUACAGUUUACAUCCUUUUGGAAAGUAUGUGUAAGUGCAUGUUUUUUGUGCACCUUCUUCUAUAGCACUUUUUUACAAAUAUCUUAUUUUUAUUUAUUGACUUGGGUUCAUAUCCCUAAUAUAAGUAUCUUGGCAGUUACGAGCUUUAUACCUACCAACCCACUUAAGGAAAUUCUUUUGAAGAAUAUUUUCUGAUUAUUGUUAAACUUAGUAUAUGAUUAGCUUUAUUCCUUAUAAAAUGUCUAAAUGGAUAUGAAGUAUGUAUAAAAGGAAUUACUGUAAACUUUAGAUUGCCAUAACAAUUUACAUAAAAGUAUAUUGUUUUCUAUCUUUAACUCAAAUAAAGUGUGUAAAAAGUUAUCUAAAUUU
Molecule: messenger RNA, 1950 nt
Organism: Saimiri boliviensis boliviensis (Bolivian squirrel monkey)
Lineage: Eukaryota; Metazoa; Chordata; Mammalia; Primates; Cebidae
Gene: GNPDA2
Product: glucosamine-6-phosphate deaminase 2
Biological process (GO): D-glucosamine catabolic process; carbohydrate metabolic process; N-acetylneuraminate catabolic process
Cellular component (GO): cytoplasm
Molecular function (GO): identical protein binding; glucosamine-6-phosphate deaminase activity
Source: RefSeq, a predicted model, not a curated record